This is a messenger RNA of Zonotrichia leucophrys gambelii, 1830 nucleotides long. RefSeq names its product transmembrane protein 215 (gene TMEM215). The record is from RefSeq and is a predicted model, not a curated record. NCBI's taxonomy places the organism in Eukaryota, Metazoa, Chordata, Aves, Passeriformes, Passerellidae. Bases 317 to 1690 code for a protein of 457 amino acids. The transcript has a single exon.
CCGAAGUGCAUCAAAUCACAGGGACAGAACGUCACCAUCACAAUCGGCAGGCCAUGGAUACCGAGGGAUCCCAACAUUUAUGUUCAUUCUUGGGGAGGGAAUAACACCAGGAGAGGCUUUCUCCCUAAGGGCCACCUUCAGGAUGAAAUCCAGCUGCCGCAGAGCAUCUCCUGAAGCCUUGCUCUCCACAGGUGCCUGACUCAGGAGAAGACUCGGGGCAGGACUUCUGUCUGCCCAGGAGACAAUUCCUUUCAACAACUUCGCAAGCCCCGUCCUCACCGAAGAAGCCGCUUUAGGUGCGGGGGCCGUGCGGAGGAUGCACAUGCCGGCUUCCCGAGGCAGGACGCCCGUCGGGGGUCCUCUCCCCUUGGCCCAAGAGGGAAAGGCUGCCCGGGGCGGCGGCAGCAGCCGGCCAAGCUGCAGCGGCCACCAGGUAGGGGCGAUCCCGCCGAGCCCCCGCGCCGGCCGCGCAGCAUCCCGCGCCGGGCGGAGCGCGUACUCACGGCUGUGCGGGGCCCCGGCACAGGGGCCCGGCGAGGACGAGGAGGAGGAGGCGGAGAGCGGGCAGGUGAACCCCCGCGGCAGCUGUCUCCCCGGCCGCUGCUGCUGGAAGCCGCCCGGCCUCUCUACUCCCGGCCUUCGGCAGGGCCUGAGCCCCCUGCGCCCGCCGCCGGCGUGGGAGGGCUCGGCGGGGCCGCAGGCGGGGGAGCCGCUCCGACCGGCUCCGGGGAGCGAGGGAACGAGCGCGGGAGGGAGGGAGCGAGGGAGGAGGCAGGAGGCAGGACAGCUCCCGGCCCCGGCCCGCCCUCCGUCUGCGGAUCCGCCGAGGGGAAGCCGAGCGGCGCCGGCUGUCGGGGUGCUCCGUGCCUCGCUGCCCGGGAAACUUCGGAAGCUCGCCGGGGAGCGCCUGUCCCCUGCCCCGAGGGGCGCUCCGGUGGAGGGAAGCGUCCCCGUGCGCACCAGCUGGAUGGCGCGGACCCUGAGACCCGACGACAUCAACCCCCGGACGGGGCUGGUGGUGGCUCUGGUCAGCGUCUUUCUGGUGUUCGGCUUCAUGUUCACCGUGUCUGGCAUCAAGGGAGAGACCCUGGGAGACAUCCCGCUGCUGGCCAUCGGGCCGGCCAUCUGCCUGCCGGGCAUCGCCGCCAUCGCCCUCACCAGGAAGACCGACGGCUGCACCAAAUGUCCCGAGAACAUGCGUCCGUGCUGUAAGGAAGUCAAGGACCGGGAUGUCUUGGAGCUGCUAAGGACCCCUUCCGACCUGGAGUCUGGCAAGGGAAGUUGUGACGAGCUGGCCAGGAAAGCUUACCGCAAGGACAGGAGAGGGCUGAGGGGAGAGGACACCGUGUUCAUCUGCACCACCAGCACCGCCGCCGCUGCCACGGCAGAGUGCAAGACCCUCACCAAAAAGGUGGAGCAGGAGGAGAUGCUGAAAUACCUGGAGAGCUGUUACCCAGAGAUGCCAGAGAACGUGUUCGUGGGAGACGGCUCCACAUACAGUGCCUUGGAGAAGAAGAGCUCUUCUCCCAGCAGGGACAGCAAUCCUUGCCCUGACAUUGAAGACAACAUUUUUGUGGCUCCUAAAGAUAGUGUCAUUGUCUGCUCUUACAAGGAUAACAGCCCUUAUGACAGGUACUGUUGUUACAUAAACCCCACUGGAGUCAAUUCAGACCCAGAGACCAUUGUGUGAAAGAUGCAUACUUUAUGUAUAUGUAUGUAUACAAAAACUGCAACUUCAGCUUCUUGAUAGGGGAUAAUAUAGCUGACUGCAUGGGACAAUCCUGAUACUAUUUCAAUUUAAAGUGGUAUGUGACUGAUACUCAAACCUUU